AUGAGAAUAUGUAUUGAGUCAUGUGAUGGAUUAUAUAGGUAUGAAGAUAAUGCUUUUCUGUGUGCAACUAAAUGCGAAUUUAAUUAUUUGGUAGAUGAGGAAAAAUUAUUAUGUAAAAAGUGCAAAGUUGAUAAUUGCGAAAUCUGUAGUAAGUAUUAAAAAAAUGUUUGUAUAAAAUGCUCUGAUAGUUAUCAUUCUUUAGAAGGAAGAUGUGUCUAUAAAUGUUAAAACUAGGCUAUUGUUAAUAAUGAAAAUGAUUGUGAUUAAAAUUUAACUAUUGGAAGAUGUAUUUAAUAAAAUUAAGAGCAAUGUAUAAAAUGUGUUUCUAAUUCAAUAUUUUAUUAAGAACUUAAAGAAUGCCUUUGCAUAGAUUUCUACUAGUUUAUACCUUCUUUAAAUAUGUGUAAAAAAAAUUGUGAUGACAAUUGUUAAAUUUGUUCUAAAAUUAAUGCAAUAUGUUUGAAAUGUAAACCCGACAAAUAUUUAUUAACUUAUUAAUAUUAUGGAAGUAACUAGUGUUUUGAUAAGUGCCCUAUAGGAUAUUAUCCAUAAAUAAAAGGAGGCGAUGCAAAAUUUAAAUACUGUGAAGUAUGUCCUAGUAACUGCUUUUCUUGCGAAAAUUCAUUUAGUUGCACUGAAUUGCUGUUAGAUAAAAAAUUGCUCUAAAUGUUAGUAGCAUGUCAGUAUUUGUGA
Molecule: messenger RNA, 693 nt
Organism: Tetrahymena thermophila SB210
Lineage: Eukaryota; Ciliophora; Oligohymenophorea; Hymenostomatida; Tetrahymenidae
Product: zinc finger lsd1 subclass family protein
Exons: 2
Source: RefSeq, a predicted model, not a curated record